Messenger RNA from Peromyscus leucopus (white-footed mouse), 3551 nucleotides. RefSeq names its product zinc finger protein 790-like. The record is from RefSeq and is a predicted model, not a curated record. The transcript has 5 exons. Bases 857 to 3196 code for a protein of 779 amino acids. NCBI's taxonomy places the organism in Eukaryota, Metazoa, Chordata, Mammalia, Rodentia, Cricetidae. Gene Ontology annotation, biological process: regulation of DNA-templated transcription.
AGAUUGCCUGGAGGAUGGGACUGAGGUAUUUCUGUUUGUUUGAGAAUGGAAGAGAUACUAAACCCGAGUUCAAGAUAGGAUUUUCGUGUGGGAUGGGCACCAACUAAAACCAUUUCUGUCUCUUAUCCUAACGCAGGCAGGUGCUAGUGUGAUAAGAGGUAGUGAGUCAACCAGCUGGAGUAGAGACAGUCCAACCUCACCUCUAGCAUGAUGCUGUUUUACAAGAUCUUGUAGCAGGAACCCAUGUGUCUGUCAGUGUCCCUCAUUUAUUGGCCAUCUUUCAGAGGCCGAUUUCUCUGGCUUCCUAGGCUGUGGACUACAUUUCCCAGGAGCCAUCACACCCUUGGCCAUUGCUGUCCAAAGAUGGCAGGGGCCAUCGUUUGCAUAGCUGAGGAAGAGCAGUAUGUAGACCAUCUCUGCGUGACCUGAAAUUUCUGAAGUUCUCGUGAUCAGUUGUUGGCGUUGUGUGAGGGAUGUUCUCUGCCAAUGGAAGUAAUAGAGUUUAAAGCUAGGGCCUGUAAAUUGAUAGUUGUGGUCUAGUCUUUUGUUAAAGACCAUACAGCGUUGGACUACAUUUCCCAGAGUGCACUGUUAACAAGCAACUUCCUCGAGUUCCGACCCAAUUGGCUUCAGACCCGAAUCCCUAGGGACGUCCAGGCUGUGUGGGGCAUAGUGUCAGUAUAAGGCCUGGAAUCAGAAUGUCCAUGGAGAUCGAGUUCAGGGGUGAAGGGCUUUCCUACGGAGCGCGGAGUUCUGAAGAGGAUGUGGUGGUGUUCCGGGCUGGCAGAGUUGGGGAGUUGCCUUCAUAACAAUAGGAAUCAAGAAGAGGACUGGUCACAUUCACAAGUUUUCAAUCAUGGCCCAUGUAAUGACGUUCAGCGAUGUGGCUGUAGAUUUCUCUCCAGAAGAAUGGGAGUGUCUAAACCUGGAACAGAGGCAUUUAUACAGAGAUGUGAUGCUGGAGAACUACAACCACCUUGUCGCAGUAGGACUUUGCAUUUAUCAACCACGUGUGCUCCCCACGUUGGAAGAAGAGCAAGAUGCCUACGUGGAUUUGGGCAGUGAGACCAGAGGCUUUUGCCCAGAUAUAGAUUCUGUGUGGCAGAUGAAGGUCCUACCAAAAUCUAGCGCAUGUGCAAGACAGUUAUCCCAGUGGGAAGUAAUGGAAACUGAUCCAAACCACAGCCUUGAAGGUUCGUGUCCUAGAGCUGAUUGGGAAGGCAGAGUUCAGCUUCCAACCCAAAAGGAGACUCAAGAGGAAUGCUUUAAGCAAAUGACACUUACCUACAAAAAAUUGCCCUCUUUGAAUCAGCUCACAGCUUUUAAUCAGUGCCCAAGACUGAAUAUAGAAGAGAAAACAAAUAAAUUUAAAUCUGAAAAAUCCUUUAGUUUUGCCUCAGACCCCACUCAACUUCAGUUAAUUCACAUGGGUGAGAAACUCGAGGAAGAUAAAAAAUGUGGGAAAACCUUUCCUCCUGGUUCUAAACUUACUCGGUAUCGUGCAGUUCACACUGGAAAGAAAACAUUUCAGUGUGAAGAAUGUGGCAAGGCUUUUAGUUUUCGGUCUAGUCUUACUGGUCACAAGAGAAUUCACACUGGGGAAAAGCCUUUUAAAUGUAAGGAAUGUGGGAAAGCCUUUAGAUUUCAUUCACUACUCAGUGUCCACAUUCGGAUUCAUACCGGUGAGAAAUCUUACGAAUGUAAGGAAUGUGGAAAGUACUUUAAUUACAGCUCAGACCUUACUCGACAUCACAGGAUUCAUACUGGUGAGAAGCCCUAUCAGUGUAGGGAAUGUGGAAAGGCUUUCAGUUGCGGCUCAGACCUCACUCGCCAUGAGAGAAUUCACACUGGUGAAAAACCCUAUGAAUGUAAUGAGUGUGGAAAGGCUUUUAUUCAGCAGUCACACCUCAUUAAACAUCAGAGAAUCCACACUGGUGAAAAACCUUACGUAUGCAAGGAGUGUGGGAAAGCUUUCACAUGUGGGUCACAAUUAAGUCAACACAGGAAAAUUCAUACUGGUGAUAAGUUGCAUAAAUGUAAAGAAUGUAAAAACUCUUUUAGUUUUGCCUUAGAUCAUACUCAACGACAGUUAAUUUACAUUGGUGAGAAGUUCUUUGAAGAUAAGGAAAAUGGGAAGACGUUUUUUCCAGACUCAGAACUUACUCAGUACCAGACCGUUCACGCUGGUAAGAAAAUAUACGAAUGCAAAGAGUGCGGCAAGGCUUUUAGUCUACGCUCCAUUGUCAGCAGUCUUAAGAAAAUUCACAACAGGGAGAAACUUUUUAAAUGCAAGGACUGUGAGAAGGCCUUUCGUUGUCCCUCAGAUCUGGCUCGCCAUCAGAAGAUUCACACUGGUGAAAAGCCCUAUAAGUGUAAGGAAUGCGGGAAGGGGUUUAUUUGCAGAUCAGACCUUGGCCGGCAUCAGAGAGUUCACACCGGUGUAAAGCCUUAUGUAUGUAAGGAGUGUGGAAAAGCUUUCACUCGUGGUGCACACCUAACUCAACAUCAGAAAAGUCAUAGUAAGAAAUCACACGAAUUCAAUGGAGGUGACAAGGACUUUAGUUCUGGUUUAGAACAUCCUCAGCAUUCUUUAAUUCAUACUAGUGAGAAAAUCUGGCAAGAUAAGGAAUAUGCAGAGACCAUUCUUUGUGGUUCAGAACUUACUCAAUUUCAACCUGGCGAGACAACCAAUGAAUAUAAAGAGAAUGGCAAGGACUUCAGUUGGCAUUCAAGUGACCCAGAUCUUAAGACAGUUCACAUUAGGGAGAAACGUUUUCAGUGCAAGGAAUGUCCAAAGGCCUUUAGAUACAGUUCAGAACUUACUCGACACCAGAGACUACAUACCGGUGAGAAGCCCUAUAAGUGUCAGGAAUGCUGGAAAGCAUUUGCUUCUGCCUCAGACCUUGCUCGGCAUCAGAGGAUUCACACUGGUGAGAGGCCCUAUGAAUGUAAUGAGUGUGGGAAAGCCUUUAUUCAGCAGUCACACCUCAUUAAACAUCAGAGAAUUCACAGUGUCGAACAGUCCAAGGAUGUAAUGAAUGUAGAAAAGCCUUCGGCUGGCAGUCAGAUGUUAUUAAACAUGAGGGAGUUCACACUGGUAAACAAUCUUAUUAAUUUAAGGAGUGUUGGAAAGAUUCUACUCAUGGCUCAGCUCAAUCAGUUUCAGAAGAUUUAUAAUGAUGAGAAAUCAAGUUAAGGCAGAACACUUGGAAAAGCCUAUUUUUGUGUCUCAAAUCUUACCCAGCAUUAGAAUGUCCACAUUGGUAGGAAAUCUGUGACUGAGAUUUGGGAAAGCCUUCAUCUGUAACUCAAGCCACUAUCUGUGUGAAGAUAUGUCACUGUGAUUGGCUUAAUAAAAAGCUAAACAGCCAAUAGCUAGGCAGGAUUUUUGAGGUCGAGAGAAUGCUGGGAAGAAGAAGGGUGGAGUCCAGCCAGAUGGAAAGCAAGCAGGAUGGCCUCUAAGGAGAUGAGGCAAUAAAGCCAUGAGGCAGGAAGGAGAUUAAAAGAUAGGGGUUAAUUUAAGUUAUAAGAGCUAGUUAGAGCCGGGCGGU